CUCUGUUCCGUGUCGGAAGACUGUCGACGCUGCACCGUCCUUCACAUUCAGAGAAGCCGACUUUCUCCUUUUAGGUACUGUCUGAUAUGAGAUGCAAGAGACUGAGGGUGAAGCCAUGUUAAACUUCAGUCUAUGGAGGGCAUGAACUGCUCAAACAUGCUAUCAAGUCUUGUUGCCACUGCCUCCCACCUUCUGAAGAGGACUUUGCCCCACUGGAAAGCCUCUUGUCACAGGACCUUUUCUCCAUCAGAACCAGGACGAUGGCUACUGGGAACUGUUAUCCACAAAAGAGCUCAUGGAUGGACAUCAGCCCCAUCAAUGAGGAUUAACCAGAAGCCUGUGUUUGUCAGAGCUCCUGCAUUUGGAGACAGGCUUGCUAUCAUAGACAGCAGUGGAAGCCACAGCUACAAGCAGCUGUAUUGCAGCAGCUUUGGUCUUGCAGGUAGAAUUAGUGCUGCUCUCAACUCUGACUUUGGCGGUCUGGAAGGAAAACGGAUCUCCUUCCUGUGUGCUAAUGAUGCCUCCUAUACAGUGGCACAAUGGGCAGCCUGGAUGAGCGGUGGGACGGCAGUACCGCUCUACCGAAAACACCCUCAGGAAGAACUGGAGUACAUAAUAUCCGAUUCCCAGAGUUCUCUGCUGGUGGCGGGUAAUUCUUUUGCUAAGACCCUCGAGCCGCUGGCUCUGAAGCUGGGUCUGCCGUGUCUGACACUACCUCCUACUUCACACCUGAGCACUUUAGAUGGGACAGACCCCCAAGAGGAGGAAGCAGCCAUCACCGACUGGGCUGAUCGACCAGCUAUGAUCAUCUACACCAGUGGGACCACGGGGAGACCAAAGGGCGUUCUACAUACACACAGCAGUAUCCAAGCUAUGGUCCAGUGUCUGGUUUCAGAGUGGGCGUGGACCCGAGAUGAUGUCAUCCUCCACACCUUGCCGCUCCACCAUGUGCAUGGCAUCGUGAACAAGCUGCUGUGCCCUCUCUGGGUGGGCGCCACCUGCAUCAUGCUGCCCGAGUUCCAGCCUCAGAAGGUGUGGGAGAUCCUGUUGACCUCCAAGGCUCCCAUGGUCAAUGUGUUCAUGGCCGUGCCAACGAUCUACUCCAAGCUGAUCCAGUACUAUGAUCAGCACUUCACACAGCCUCACGUCAAAGACUUUGUCAAAGCAGUUUGCAAACAAAGGAUCAGGUUAAUGGUUUCAGGCUCAGCUGCUCUGCCUCUUCCCACUCUCCAGCGCUGGGAGGAGAUUACAGGACACACACUGCUAGAACGCUACGGCAUGACCGAGAUCGGCAUGGCACUGUCCAACCCUCUCAAGGGCCCACGCAUCCCAGGGGCCGUGGGGUCGCCGCUUCCAGGUGUGGAAAUUCGGAUUGUCAUGAGUAACGCAACCAACACAACAAUUGUGGAGGCCAAUCACAGAGAGACUCGGGUACGUUCAGGUCUGGAGGGGAAAGAGGGCGAGCUCCUGGUUCGAGGUCCGUCUGUCUUUAAGGAGUACUGGAACAAACAUCAGGAAACCAGAGAGUCCUUCACGGAUAGCGGCUGGUUCAAAACAGGAGACACAGCGGUCCAUAAAGACGGUGUAUUCUGGAUCAUGGGCCGCACCAGUGUUGACAUCAUCAAGAGUGGCGGCUACAAAAUCAGUGCCCUCGAGGUGGAACGCCACCUACUGGCUCAUCCAGCCGUCACAGAUGUGGCCGUCAUCGGGCCCCCAGAUGCCAUUUGGGGUCAGAAGGUCACAGCAGUGAUGCAGCUAAAGAGGGGCCACAGGUUGACUCUGCCAGAGCUGAAGAUCUGGGCAAGGGAACACAUGGCGCCCUACAUCAUCCCCACAGGUCUGGUGCUGGUGGAGGAGUUGCCAAGAAAUCAGAUGGGCAAGGUCAACAAGAAGGACCUCCUGCGACACUUCUUCCCCUGACCCACUGGACUGCUUCAGCAUGUAUGACAACAUACAGGUUCCUGGUCACGUCCUAUGGUGUCACAGAUUAGAGUGCAGGGUGAAUACAGAGGAAUGGAUCAACUCCUUGUGGGAAAUGACUUAAAGGUCCAGUGAGUAACAUUUGCGGGGGGUCGGGGGUUAUUGGCAAAAAUAUAAUAUAUGGCAGAAAUUGAAGUGUGUUUGUAUGCAAUUGUACAAUAAUGAUAAAACUAAAGACGUUUGUUUUGCCCUUUAUAUAAACGUUACGGGUCUUGCCUAAUGGAGGCCACCGUCUUGGGUCACCAUAUUUCUACAGUUUUAUACAAAUCAGUGCAGCCGAUGGCCGACAUAUGAUGCCGAUUUUUUCCCCCACUCCUUAUAAAAUAUAAGUUUAAGAAAAAAAAGCAUAUAUACAAUUGCUUAACUUAAAAAAACAGCACUUAUAGUCUGUCUUUCGACUCAAAAUCCACCUGUGUUUUCAAUAAAAAAACAAUUUAUAAACUAAAUAUUAUGUAAAUAAAUGAGACAGGUCGUCAAAAAAAAUUAAUCAUUGGCAAAUAAGCGUUAAAAUGUUCUUAGAAUCAAGCAAUCUGCAGUUUCACCAGUAGAUAUCAGUAAUUCUUACACACUGGACCUUUAACCUUUAAAAAAACCUACUUCUGUGCAACUCCUUUAAUGAUUAAAUGUAAAACUAACAGACACAACCUAAUAUGACCCAACCUUUAUUUAUAUUAAAAGUGUGUCUCAUAGCGCUCCAGAGUACACUACUGUAUGAAUUAAAGCAAGGAUCAGACUAUUGAGUAGCACAGUGAUUCCUCAAGGCGAAAAAGGUUCUCUGUCCAAAUCCUGGUUCAGUCAGGCCUUUUCUGUGUUGAUAUUUUAUGCUGUGUGUGGGUGUGCAGAUAAGUUGUCUCCAAGUAUCCUGGCUUCCUCCUACAAACCAAAACCAUGGUGUUUUGGAGUGAUGGUACUUUCAGCUGGUGUGAGUAUGAGCCAUUGUGUCUCUGUAUGUUUGCCCUGUGGCCGUGAUGGAUGCCUGGAUGAGGAUUAGCGGUAUAGGGGGUGGAUUGACACUAGACCUUGGUCCAUAACCACCAUCCACAGAAAAUUUCACCCAAAUCCACUCUUUACUUUUUUGAGUCGUGGUGCUCUUAGACAAACACAGCCAUAAUAAUAAUAACCUCUUUGGUCCAGGUAACAAAAUAAAAAAGACAGGUCAACUAUUGUCUCACAGUUUAAGUGCAAAGGAAAUGUGGGAGUGUAAAUACUUAAAGGAAUACUUGUGCUUCGAGAAAUAUCUUCAUUCUUUUUUUUUGUUCCGUGCCCACCAGUGACACUUGGUCCGAGCCUUGGAGCCUUUAGACCUACUCGUAGGGGGAUGGGACCUCAUUCCCAGAAUGUAAACAGUGUCCGCCAUCUUUGGACCAAACUGGACCAAAGAAAAGUAUUUUUCAAAAAUACUACCAAUAUUCUAGUAAUAUGCUAAAUGCUAAUCGGUGAAGUAUUCCUUUAGUAGUUAUUUUAAGUUUCUACUGAUGCAAUUUCUUUCUAUUAACACUGAAACAGCA
Molecule: messenger RNA, 3488 nt
Organism: Solea solea (common sole)
Lineage: Eukaryota; Metazoa; Chordata; Actinopteri; Pleuronectiformes; Soleidae
Gene: acsf3
Product: acyl-CoA synthetase family member 3
Exons: 10
Coding region: 133-1920 (595 amino acids)
Biological process (GO): fatty acid metabolic process
Molecular function (GO): medium-chain fatty acid-CoA ligase activity
Source: RefSeq, a predicted model, not a curated record